Molecule: messenger RNA, 2121 nt
Organism: Drosophila arizonae
Lineage: Eukaryota; Metazoa; Arthropoda; Insecta; Diptera; Drosophilidae
Biological process (GO): regulation of transcription by RNA polymerase II
Cellular component (GO): nucleus
Molecular function (GO): DNA-binding transcription factor activity, RNA polymerase II-specific; RNA polymerase II cis-regulatory region sequence-specific DNA binding; zinc ion binding
Source: RefSeq, a predicted model, not a curated record
UAUAUUGUGGGCAGCAGUACUGCCAGCUCUAGAUCCAUCCGCAAUUUGGAAAUAAAUAAAAUAGAUGUUAAUGAAGUGCAAAUGUUGUUAAAAUUCGAUUAGUUGGCUAACGAAAUGAUUUGUCGCUUGUGCUUGAACCCAUUGAACGAGCAGAACACCGUGCUGCUCUUCACUGGCGGCGACAACGAGGCAUCUAACAGCGACAACAAGACAAUACCGGAAAACUAUUUGGUUCAAUUGAUAUCAACGCAUUUAUAUCUAUGCCUGUCGCGCGACGAUGCCAUUUCCACAUCCAUUUGCACGGACUGCCGUGCGCAACUGGAGAGUUUUCACAACUUCUGGAAGCUGGUGGAGCAUAAGCAGACAACGCUCUGCAGCCAGUUCUUGGAGAUUGACUGCGACGUUAAUUGGUCCGAGGAGGGAGAUGCGGAGCAGCAGCAGAUGCAGCACCCGUUAUCCCUAGUCGAUUACGAGCAGGACGCCGACCCAGACCUUGAGCAGGAGGCGGUCGGCGAUGAUACUCCAGCAGUUUACGACGUCAAAGAUGAAACCGAAUUUCACGAAUCUUACCUUAAGGUCGACCCCAAGGCAGCAGCCGCGGCCCACAAGUUUCCCUGCAUGUUCUGUGACAAGUCCUUCAAGAUGCGCCGCUAUCUCGAGGAACAUGUGGCCACGCAUACGGGCGAUCGUCCCAUUGCAUGCGCCUACUGCAACAUGGCGUUUCGCUGUCGAUCCAACAUGUACACCCAUGUGAAGACCAAACACAAUAUCCAGUGGCAAAAGGCGCGCGCCGACCGCGAAUCAGCCAAGAUCAACAGCAACAACAAUGUCCAAAUCCAGCGAACCACCAAUGGGGACAACAGCGACAAGCUUAUGGAUGCACUCAAUGUGCCGUCCACUGAGCUCAAGCCGACAGUCAAAUUAGAAACUUCCGAUGCCACUCCAGCUCCAGCUCUAACUCCAGCUCCAGCUGCAGCUGCCUUAGCAGCACCACAGCCGCAGCAGCCACCGCCACCGCAAGCGCCGCUGGUGCCACCCAGCAUUGCUGCCAUCAAGUGCGAGCCGAUGGAAGCAAUCAAUCUGACGAUGGCCAAGGCGCCGACGUGUCCAUUGCCAGCCGCCAAGCGAGUGACUCGCUCCAGCCGCCGCAAGACGCAUCUGCCAAAGAAGGUGGAGCACACGACGCGCAGUGGCAGCGUCAGCGAGGACAGCAGCAACGAGGAGGCACCGCCCGAUCCUCGCGAGAAGCGCUUGAAGACAACCGAGCUGCAGACGUGCAAGGAGAACGAACUGCUGCUGGCCAACUACAAUGCGGUGGCCGCUGUGGUGGCAGCAGCCACGCAGCAACAGCAGCAGCUGUGCGCCACAAUUAUGCAGCAGCAUCAUCAGGAGCAGCUGCUGACGUCGAUGGCAGCGGUCAGCACGAGUGCCAGCAGCACGACUGCAGCCGCAGCAGCAGCAACAGCAACGUUAAAUAGUCAAAGCAGCACAUCAGUGGCUGUGGCGCCCGCUUCCUGCUCCCUGCCAGCUGCUGAGCCCUAUACAUGUAGCAUCUGUGGCCAGCAGCUGCGCAAUCAGCGCGCGCUCAAAAAUCACCUGCACAACAAGCACAAUGCGAUGCCAGCACCGAUAGCAACAGCAACAGCAACAGGGGCAGGAACAGCAACUCCGACACAGACACAGACACAGUCAAGCACAUCGACAUCGCCCGGUCCCAGCCAGGCGGCGCUGAACAUCUGUGCCAAUUGCGGCGAGCUGCCUGGCCAGAAUCAUCGCUGCCUGAGCAAAGCCAAAUACGCCUGCAACGUGUGCGGCAAGUCAUUCAAAAUGAAGCGCUAUCUGGAGGAACACUUUGCCACACACACGGGCGUCAAGCUGCACACCUGCGCCUUCUGCCCCACAGAGUUUCGCUCCAAGUCGAAUAUGUAUCAUCACACCAAGCGCAAGCACAAAACCGAAUGGGAGCGUUCGCGUGCCACGCGCAAUGCAGCCAAAUCGACGGCGAGCACUGAGCAGCAGCAGCAGCAGGAGCCGGAGCCGGAGCAACUGGAUGAGACAGUCACAACAGUGAAUUCCUAGUGUGAGCAGCGCGGGAGAUUAUGUUAAGCAAGCCAGCGCUGU